This is a messenger RNA of Durio zibethinus, 1763 nucleotides long. Its product is annotated as UDP-glucuronate 4-epimerase 1. NCBI's taxonomy places the organism in Eukaryota, Viridiplantae, Streptophyta, Magnoliopsida, Malvales, Malvaceae. The record is from RefSeq and is a predicted model, not a curated record.
UCCUCACCUUCUUUCCAUUGGCAGGUGCAGGAAAAAUUAAAACUCGCCUCACUUUUUUUCUGCAUCUGUUAUUAAUUUUCUCAUAAAUCAAAAAUAAUAAAUUGAAAAAACGCAAAUUAUUUCUUUCCUUAUCCCUUCCCUCUGCUAAUCCAGUAAUUCCAAAAAUACUUUUGUUAUAAAAGCAAAAAAAAUUGGAAAGAGAAGAGUAUGAAAAUGCCGUCCCUGGAGGAUGAGCUGUUCCCUUCGACGCCAGGGAAGUUCAAAAUCGACAGAGCCCACAAUAUGAAUCGUCAGUUCCACCGCUGCUUCGCUUCAACCAGCACCAUGUUUCUAUGGGCUCUUUUCUUGAUCGCGUUAACGGCAUCGUAUUUGAGCUUCCAGAGUUUCGUUGAUUCAGGUAGCCGGUAUUUCAGUGCUUCCUGGGGUGGAAUCCAAUGGGAAAAACAAGUACGUAACUCCGGUCAGAUCCACCGUUCCGGAGGCAUGUCCGUUCUGGUAACUGGAGCGGCAGGUUUCGUUGGUACACAUGUUUCCCUUGCCCUCAAAAAACGCGGAGACGGUGUCGUUGGGCUUGACAACUUCAAUAACUAUUACGAUCCUUCUUUGAAAAAAGCGAGGAAAUCGCUGCUUAACAGUCACGGCAUUCUGGUCGUUGAAGGGGAUUUGAAUGACGCCAAGCUGUUGGCUAAGCUUUUCGACGUGGUGGCUUUUACUCACGUUAUGCAUUUGGCGGCUCAAGCAGGAGUCAGGUAUGCCAUGGAAAACCCAAACUCUUACGUUCACAGCAACAUAGCCGGUCUCGUCACGCUUCUCGAAACUUGUAAGUCGGCUAAUCCCCAGCCGGCUAUUGUAUGGGCUUCUUCGAGUUCGGUUUACGGGUUAAACGAAAAAGCUCCUUUCUCUGAAGCGGACCGGACCGACCAGCCGGCUAGUUUAUACGCGGCCACGAAAAAGGCGGGUGAAGAAAUUACCCAUACCUAUAAUCAUAUUUACGGUCUGUCAAUGACUGGAUUAAGAUUUUUUACCGUGUAUGGUCCAUGGGGAAGGCCGGAUAUGGCGUAUUUUUCGUUUACGAGAAAUAUUUUGCAAGGGAAGCCGAUCACGAUAUAUCGGGGAAAGAAUCGCGCUGAUUUGGCACGAGAUUUUACCUAUAUUGAUGAUAUCGUGAAAGGCUGCUUGGGAUCGUUGGAUACAUCCGGGAAAAGUACCGGGUCGGGUGGGAAGAAACGAGGGCCAGCACCGUAUAGAAUUUUUAAUUUGGGCAACACGUCGCCGGUUAAGGUGCCGGAGCUGGUGAAUAUUUUGGAGAGACAUUUGAAGGUGAAAGCAAAAAGGAAUAUUGUGGAUAUGCCAGGAAAUGGUGACGUUCCGUUUACUCAUGCGAACAUCAGUUCGGCCCAAAAAGUAUUCGGGUAUAAGCCCACAACCGAUUUGCAAACCGGGUUGAAAAAAUUUGUUAGAUGGUAUUUAUCUUAUUAUGGUUAUAAUAACCGCAAAGGUGUACAAUAAUUCUUUUUUAUAUUUUUUUCUUGUUCUUUUUAAUUAUUUUUAUAAUGUAGGGUUUUUUUUUUCCCAUUAAAAGGAAAAAAUGUAAUGGGAAAAGAAAAAAAAAAACGAAAAAUCGGUAUCAGUUAAAAGCAAAAGAUGCGGAUUACACAUUCUUUGCUAGGGGGAACAGUGAAAAAAACAUUUUAACCCCAGUAGUUUUGUUGUUUGUUUUCUUUUCUGUAAGUAAAGUUUAAAGAUUGCAUUUUCCAUAAUUA